This is a messenger RNA of Fusarium coffeatum, 1473 nucleotides long. RefSeq lists its product as uncharacterized. Lineage: Eukaryota; Fungi; Ascomycota; Sordariomycetes; Hypocreales; Nectriaceae. Bases 1 to 1473 code for a protein of 490 amino acids. Gene Ontology annotation, cellular component: nucleus. Gene Ontology annotation, molecular function: RNA polymerase II cis-regulatory region sequence-specific DNA binding; DNA-binding transcription factor activity, RNA polymerase II-specific. Gene Ontology annotation, biological process: regulation of transcription by RNA polymerase II. The record is from RefSeq and is a predicted model, not a curated record. The transcript is spliced from 2 exons.
AUGACCACAGCUACGCAGCAACAGCAGCACCAACCACCACAGCCUCACCUCGGCUUCAUUGUCGAUACAUACGAUCCGGAUGACGUGGUUCCUCGGGGGAGCCCCCUCAUGACCCCGCUCCGUCCUAAGCUCGAGCCGUCUCCAAGUCCUCCCCCAGAUAUACCUGCAACUCAAGUCAGUCUUAGUCCUUCCUGUAUCGGCGGUCGCGACAAGUCUAAUCGCCACAAGGUCCGUCCAACUUCUGGGGAUGCCGUCCUAGUCGCAUAUCUCGACAACGGACGCGACCCUGAAAUCGCUCGCGCAGCUGGCCGCGAAAGUCUUCCAUGCGACGAAGAAUCUCCAGAUGAAGAUGCACCAGAUAGACGAGUGGAUGGGGAUCUCAUCAGCGGGCCGUCGCUUCGGCAUCUCGCGGCGGACGCAUUGCAGGCUGCCUCGUUAGCUACAGCGCCAGCAUCGCUUCCAGCUACAGUGCCUAAGACAAUCCCCGAUAUAUCGAUACCGACUGGUCAGCUGUCCAUUCACGACGAGCCUCCACCCACCAGCUUAAAUCCAGCACGAUAUACUUCUGGCAACAGAGUCACGUCACCACUAAUUUCUUCGCCCAGUGGACCCUUACCACCGCUUCACAACGGGGUUCGUGCGCCAGUUGGCGAACACAAAGAGACCCUACCGUCACAGUCUCUUCCAUCUCUACGUUCUACCCUCGGAGAACUUAGGGAUUUGGCCACUGAGCAUUUGCCCGAACAGGAUCUUGGACGUGUCCCUUCGGGGCCAUCCACAACAUUCCCUACCUCACCUGCAGGAAAUAUUGGGCAUCGCUUCAGUGUAAGCACCCUUCCGUCUUCGCCUCGUUCACCACCCGAAGGUUACAGGACACUUUCCCCGCAUUCUGCUCCGAGUGCCGGUAUUCAUUACUAUACGACAAGUAGCACCCACCCUCGCGCCCCAACGGAAUACAGUAGCAGCAAUGCUGGUGAGACUCCAAACACAGAUCAUUCCGCUUCUACACCCGCCACUUCUACCUCUAUCAACUCUACCUCUAUCACUGAUCGCAUGAGUAUUGACGGUAUUACACACCCGCAACCUAUCUCCGGCUCCUACACAUGCACAGUGCAGGGAUGCAAUGCUGCACCCUUUCAAACCCAGUAUCUUCUUAACUCUCAUAUGAAUGUGCAUUCGUCAGCCCGGCCGCAUUACUGUCCGGUAAAGGGGUGUCCAAGGAGCGAAGGAGGAAAGGGUUUUAAACGCAAGAAUGAGAUGAUAAGGCACGGUUUGGUCCAUGACUCUCCGGGCUAUGUGUGCCCCUUUUGCCCUGAUCGGGAACAUAAGUAUCCACGCCCGGAUAAUUUACAGAGACAUGUCCGUGUUCAUCACGUAGACAAAGACAAAGACGAUCCACAACUACGAGAUGUACUCGCUCAGCGGCCUGAUGGACCUAACCGUGGUCGGAGAAGACGCGGUCCACCUUCGUGA